Molecule: messenger RNA, 1677 nt
Organism: Cladocopium goreaui
Lineage: Eukaryota; Dinophyceae; Suessiales; Symbiodiniaceae
Source: the annotation of a GenBank genome assembly
AUGCCCAAGAAAGUGCCAACGGCUCAGGCAAGUGAGCGGCAAUUGUGUCAAACACUCGUCUUUGAUGUGCCGGCUACAGUGAACUUCAUGGCACCGAUCCCAGAGGAGCAGCACGUCCACUCCGCCUGCAUUCAUCACCUCCAACAAUUGGCACGUCAAGUGGGACCUGGUUGGGAAGUCAAGGCAUUCGGAAGUGCUGCCAACGGUUUUUUAUCUCGUGGAGCGGAUCUUGACGUGACUUGCUAUAAGGGGGACAUCCAGGAUCAGGAUAGCCAGAUGGCGCUGCAAGAGUUGAGAUUCCGAUUCGGGCCGCUGUUGGGCCAGCAGCCACAAUUUCAGGUGAUACAGGAAGUCUGGUCUGCACGGGUACCAAUCAUCAAGCUGCGGUAUAUGGAUAUAAUCGAUGUCGACUUGUCUUGCCACAAUCCACAGGCCUUGCAAAAUACGCAUCUUCUUCAAGCCUAUUCGACUCUAAGUCCCCGGAUCCGGGAACUGGUUUUAUGUGUGAAGUGCUGGGCGAAAGCCGAAAAUGUCUGCGGUGCACCCUUGGGGCAUCUCUCGUCCUAUGCUUUCGCAAUCAUGGUCAUCUACUUCCUGCAGGUGGAGGGAACCUUAAAUUUGCCUUGUCUACCGGUGAGCAGCUUCAGCAGUCAGGGCAGCACAUUUCGCGCAGAUUCCAGCACUUGGAUCUGCCAGCGUCCGUUGGUGCAACUCCUGACGCUCUUUUUUCAUUUCUAUGCCAACAAGUUUGCCUGGGGAUCAGAGGUCGUCUCUAUUCGAACUGGCAGGCGGAUGAAUGCAGCAGACCCGGAGUAUGCAAACCUACCGGGAAGGCAAGUGCAUCGGCUCCAUGUGGAAGAUCCUUUCAUCUCUCGGAAUCUGAAUUGCGUGCUGAGUCCUGAGAAUGAGGAGUUCUUGAAGAGCUGCUUGCUGGAUGCUUACGUCACAAUUCAGCAGAGCGAAGUUCCCAAAGCCUUCCUGCAGGCGAGUCCUCAGGAAUGGUUACGACGGCCUGCGGAUUCUCACCCUCCUUACCAUGUACGAAUUCGGGGCAUGGCUGGCAUGCAGGUUGGUCAAGGACCGAAGCAAUGGUACCAGCACAUGGGGCAAGAUAAUCACCAGCGAUUUGCCCACUUCCCAGCGCGGUCGUGUGGAGGGAUGCGCUACCAGCACAAGGCUUUGCCGCUGCAGCCGCACGAUGCGCGUGGCAACAUGUUGGCUUGGAAUGGAUUGAAUCACGAGGUGAACGGGCACAACAAUCACAACUGGAGGCCUCCUCGAAGACACCAUGCGGUACAGGCUGACUGGAAUCAGCUUUCUGUCUCUGACAGUUCCUUCCAGAGAGAACUGAGAGAACCAAAGUAUCCUCCGCCAGACAAACCGCCGAAGAGAAGCCCAGUUGUACAGAUACCCAGCGUGCCCAACGUGCCCAACGUGCCCAACGUGCCCAACGUGCCCAACGACAAUGUCAGCGCUCAGCAGAAAGUGGAGAAGUCGUGGGAUGAUCCGGAGACUCCAAACGCGGCGAAAUCAGAAGAGAAGCAGAAAGUGGAAAAGCCUGCGGAUCUCCCUGAAGAUAAUCCAGAAGGACGCACCUCCUCUGCAUUGGCUUGGCUGGAGGGGCCACCAAAAGCACCGGUGGAGGAACAAAUCCCGGUGCCCAAGUUCGGGCGGUGA